Molecule: messenger RNA, 1085 nt
Organism: Aphidius gifuensis
Lineage: Eukaryota; Metazoa; Arthropoda; Insecta; Hymenoptera; Braconidae
Product: calcyphosin-like protein
Exons: 5
Coding region: 192-833 (213 amino acids)
Molecular function (GO): calcium ion binding
Source: RefSeq, a predicted model, not a curated record
AAAAUUUAUGAUUUUGUCACAUUCGUGCUUAUUCAACAUCGAAACUUGUUUAGUUAUAAAUCAACUAAAAAUUACAUUUUAACUAUUUUUUUAUAAGCCACAAUAAUUGACAUUAAUCUAUCAACAAAAAGAAUAAAAGGAUUAGAUAGCUAUUGAGUGAAAUAAAUUUAUAAAAAAAAAAAAAUUUAGUCAUGUUUAAUAGACCAGUAAGUGCAACGACAAGACAAGAAACUGAAAUGAUAACUCGUUCACAACGUGCAAUACAUAAUGCAGCUGAUUCAAUCGAAAAACUUCAGCUGCUUUGUUUGACAAGAGGUGCUACUGGAUUUCUCGGUUUUUCAAGGAUAUUUAGACAAUUAGAUAAUGAUGGAAAUAAACAGCUGAGUAAAGAUGAGAUCACUGAUGGUCUUGCUGAAUAUGGUUUCGAAUUUACUGAAGAAGAAGUUGACGAAAUUAUGGCGAAGCUUGAUACUGAUGGCAGUGGUGGAAUAAGCCUUGAAGAAUUUCUCGUUGCAAUUCGUCCACCGAUAAAUGACAAUCGAAAAAAACUCAUUGAGCAAGCAUUUCAAAAACUUGAUAAAACUGGUGAUGGUGAAGUAACUAUUGAUGAUUUACGAGGUGUUUAUAAUGUCAAAUAUCAUCCACGUUAUAUUAGUGGUGAAGAAGAUGAAGAAAGUAUUUUAAAAAAAUUUCUAGCUAACUUUGAAGAAGGCAAUACAAAAGAUGGAAUUGUAACUGAGGAAGAAUUUUUAAAUUAUUACAGUGCAAUUAGUGCGAGUAUUGAUCAUGAUGCAUAUUUCGAUUUGAUGAUGCGAAACGCAUGGAAACUUUAAAAAUAAAUAUAAAUUUUUUUAAAAAUAAAAGUUCAGUCAAGUUGUUUGUGUGUCUAUCAUAAAAUUCAUAUAAUAAUUUUAUCAUUUUCAUCAUAAUUUUGAUUAUUAUACGAUCUAGAAAUUAAUAACUUGUUAAAAAAAAAAAUCUAUAAAUAAAUAAAUAAAUGAUUAUCAAGAAAUUAUAAAAAUUAUGAUUAAAAAAAAUUUGUUUAUUGAUUAAUUUGACCAAAUAAAUAUAUUUAAAAAUUAAAA